Molecule: messenger RNA, 1666 nt
Organism: Gadus chalcogrammus (walleye pollock)
Lineage: Eukaryota; Metazoa; Chordata; Actinopteri; Gadiformes; Gadidae
Gene: hs3st4
Product: heparan sulfate (glucosamine) 3-O-sulfotransferase 4
Exons: 2
Coding region: 371-1666 (431 amino acids)
Molecular function (GO): [heparan sulfate]-glucosamine 3-sulfotransferase activity
Source: RefSeq, a predicted model, not a curated record
AACAACCGAGGUCUCGUUUGGAAGGACGCCAAGACCCAGCAUCAAGAAUCUGCAAGUUCAGUCCAAUAAAUUGUGACAUAGUCUGUCAGCCUUGGCUAAAGAAAUCAAUACUCUCCACCCCCCUCCCCCCAAGGAAAGGCACACGAUAUUCUUUUGGAAUUUUAACGAUCUAUCUCUUUUUUUUUCGACUCCGGCUCAUAAAUAUGCGAUCCGGCGGGAGGGUUGCUGUGGUCCGGCUUUACCGCGUUUUUUAGUCUCCGGUAUAAGCCGCGGUGAUUGUGACCAGAUUAUUGUUGUGUUGCUUGUCCAUGCAAGACUUGGGGUGGAAACAUGUCUGGCCACUUCUCUGAGAGGAUCACUGCUAUCAGAGAUGGCAUUUUGGUCCAGCACUUCGGUAUUCACCUCUAAAGUGCCCCGGAAAAUCUUAUUCAUGUUCACCCUCUCCCUGUCCGUCACCUACUUGUUCUACAGCUUGAUGAGCUGCUACAACUCGCUGCAGUUCCCCCUGCAAGAGAACUACGGGUAUCCGGGGAGACUCGUGACCGAUGAGACAACUUUUGUGACGCUGAGGGAAAAACUUUACUCCACUUCCUUCCAGGGCCACACCGCCGAGGAGGGUUUGGCCGACGAGGGGCGACUUGCCCCCGGGAAAACGACCACGAUCCCGGACCCCGAAGAUGUGGAGACGGAACAAAGGACAGAGGAGUGGAUUAGGACUGACCUGUCGUCGUCCCCGACUAGAUCGUCCGCGUUUGCGGAUCGCACCGGCGCCGCGGAGAAGGAGCAUCAGGACUUCAGCCCCACGGACAGCGACCUCCGGGUGAACUGCACCACCUCGGAUUACGGGGAGAAGAAACUUCCCCAGGCCAUUAUAAUUGGGGUAAAAAAAGGAGGAACUAGAGCCCUGCUUGAAGCUUUGCGAGUGCACCCGGACGUCAGGGCCGUCGGGAACGAACCGCAUUUCUUCGACAGGAACUACGAGAAGGGUCUGGAUUGGUACAGAGACCUGAUGCCGUCCACCCUGGAGGGCCAGAUCACCAUGGAGAAGACGCCCAGCUACUUUGUGACCAACCACGCGCCCAAACGCAUCCACACCAUGGCCCGGGACAUCAAGCUCAUCAUCGUGGUGCGCAACCCUGUCACCCGCGCCAUCUCGGACUACACGCAGACCCUCUCCAAGAAGCCCGAGAUCCCCACCUUCGAGGUGCUCGCCUUCAAGAACCGGACCCUGGGCCUGAUCGACGCGUCGUGGAGCGCCCUGCGCAUCGGCAUCUACGCGCUGCACCUGGAGAGCUGGAUGCAGUACUUCCCGCUCUCGCAGAUGCACUUUGUGAGUGGCGAGCGGCUCAUCGUGGACCCGGCGGGCGAGAUGGCCAAGGUGCAGGACUUCCUGGGGCUCAAGCGCAUCGUCACGGACAAACACUUUUACUUCAACAAGACCAAGGGGUUCCCGUGUCUAAAGAAGCCCGAGGACAGCAGCACCCCCCGGUGCCUGGGCAAGUCCAAAGGGAGGACUCAUCCCAGAAUAGACCCGGACGUGAUCCGCCGGCUGCACAAGUUCUUCAAGCCCUUUAACAUGAUGUUCUACCAAAUGUCCGGACAGAACUUUGAGUGGGAGCUGGGGGAGGCGGCCGCGGCCGCUGCGCCGCGUAGCUCUCAGGACUAG